CAGUUAUUAGAUCUCUGCCAACCCAAAAAAGAUCCAGGUUUGUUAGACCAGCCAGCUGAAUUAGAAUUACUGUUAGGUCUAACCAGUUGGCCGUUAGUGCUUAUUUACCUACUUGGCCCGAUUAGAUUCCAUCAAAUGUUCAACCAUAUCAAAGCUUCCAAUGUGCUUGCCCAUCAAGUGUACUCUCCCAUACAUCCUUACAAUCAAAACUAGGUACCCUAUAAAUUUCACAUCUCCUUUCACCCAAACUUCCUCAUCACCAUCCGCUCACCUAAUUAAUCCAAGACACAUAUAUCAUAACCGAAGAUCGAAGAGUUAACAAAAUGAAGCCCACAACAGUUCCCAUAGUAGCUUCCUUCUUCCUCCUCCUAGCCACCCUAGCCUCAACACAAGUACCGAUCUCACUAGCAGCUUCGCCGCCGUCCUCGUCUCCCAUCCCUGUCACCGACGUGGAUGGCGCCACUGUUCGCUCCGGCCUCAACUACUUCAUCCUCCCAUCCGUCUCUGGACAUGGAGGAGGUGUAGCCCUGGACCGAACCAAGACCAAGAAAUGCCCACUUUCCGUGUUCCAAGACAACUACGACCUCUCCAAGGGCCUUCCCGUCGUGUUUCUUCCUCUCAACGCCAAGCCAGGCUACACCGUCCGCACGAGCAUAGACCUCAACAUCGAGUUCGCGACGGAGACUGCCUGUGACGAAGCUACGGUGUGGAAGGUGGAGAGCUACGACCAUGACCUGGGACAGAGGUUCGUCGGGACGGGUGGGAUUGAAGGGAAGCCCGUGAAAGGUAUGAACCAUGUGUUGUAUUGCAUUAACAAGGGGUAUAUAUAUACCCAGGAUUACAGCAGGUACAAUUGUAGAAUACUACUAGGACUAGGAGAAUGAACAACGAUUAAUACAAGGACAAGGACUACAAGUGAGACUAGAACUAGGAAUUCUUCCUUAUACGCCCCCGCAAGAUGGAGGCGGCGUCAGCAAGACCCAGCUUGGAAGUGAGAAGUCGAUAACGGGUAACGGGAAGAGCUUUGGUGAGCAAAUCGGCGAGCUGACUAGCAGUAGGGAGAUGUUGAACAACAAGCUGGUUCGACUGAACAAGCUGACGCACGAAGUGAUAGUCCAACGCCAAAUGUUUCAUACGAGAAUGAAAAACAGGAUUGGAA
Molecule: messenger RNA, 1159 nt
Organism: Linum trigynum
Lineage: Eukaryota; Viridiplantae; Streptophyta; Magnoliopsida; Malpighiales; Linaceae
Source: the annotation of a GenBank genome assembly